Messenger RNA from Equus caballus (horse), 822 nucleotides. It is a transcript of the gene PPDPF, whose product is annotated as pancreatic progenitor cell differentiation and proliferation factor. Gene Ontology annotation, biological process: cell differentiation; multicellular organism development. Lineage: Eukaryota; Metazoa; Chordata; Mammalia; Perissodactyla; Equidae. The record is from RefSeq and is a predicted model, not a curated record.
GGGGGUUGGGGGCGGGCCGGGCCGAGUUGGGGCGGGGCCGGCACGGCGCCUCGAUAUAAGUAGGCGCGUCCGCGCAUGCGCAGCCGGCGCGUCCCGGUCGUGGGUCGGCCUCUCGCGUCUUCUCUGCAAAUGGGCUCUGUGGCCUAGCGUCCCCGUCCCCGCCACCCGUGAUCGCGCGCCGAGGCGCGCGAGGGGUCGCCGCCGAGGCUUCCGCCGGCCCACAAACAGGAGCAUGGCAGCCAUCCCCUCCAGCGGCUCGCUCGUGGCCACCCACGACUACUACCGGCGCCGCCUGGGUUCCACUUCCAGCAACAGCUCCUGCGGCAGCGCCGAGUACCCUGGGGAAGCCAUCCCCCACCACCCCGGUCUCCCCAAGGCCGACCCGGGUCACUGGUGGACGAGCUUCUUUUUUGGGAAGUCCACUCUCCCAUUCAUGGCCACAGUGUUGGAGUCCCCAGAGCACUCGGAGUCCCCCCAGGCCUCCAGCAGCACCAUCACGUGUGACCUGGCUCCAGAAGCCUCGAGGAAGCAGCCUGGUGGCCAGCCUGCCAAAGCCAAUGCUGGGCCCCGGUCCUGAGUGACCGCCACCUUCCAGAGGCCCUGGGUUCCUCAGAGCCCCUCCCUGCCCCGCCCACCCCCUACACUAGGCAGGCUGGUGGAAGCAGAAGCAGUUGGGUUCCUGUAUAUUGAAACAGCAAAACACCAAAAAGGAAAAUGAGAGAACCCAGCUCUUUACCACCCCAGCCGCACAAGAGCCUUCCUGACACCCAGUGACCGUGUGCCUUGCCCCAAGUGCAAAAUAAACUCCAAGUGGCCAGCAGC